AUGAUUUGGACAAAUCCCGGAAAACAUGAAGCUGAAAAUUGUUAUGCAUGCACCAAAAAUACAUUUGGUUUCAAUCGAAAAAAUCGGUCUUGUGUCGUCUACAAAGGUGUACCGAGCGCUCAUUUACCUGUUGCACAUAGUGAUGCAUUACAAGUUCCAAAUCAUCCAUCCGAACUCGAAACUGUCUAUGAUUGCAAACAGUCUAUGGCAACGCCAUUACCACUUGAUGAUGGAUCUGAUUACAUUCCGAUUGAAAACAAUUUACCGUCUUUCAUAUCCCAAGAACACCUAAACAGCAUGGUGCGUAAAUUAAAUCUCUCCCAUAACAACGCAAUGAUUUUGGCAUCGGAACUGAAAAGCGUGAAUGUUUUAGCACCAGGAGUAAAAGUAACGGCCUACAAACAUAGACAAGAUCCGUUUAUGCCAUAUUUCAAGUUAUCGGAAGAUGGCACUCAGGCUUAUUGCAUUGAUGUUGCAGGUGUGCUUAAUGGGCCGGACAUCAGAAGAUUAAUGAAGGAUCAAGGCUUCUUGGAAAUUCUUGAUGGCACAGCAGCCGUUGCAUGGGAUGCAGUUCGGGCUUUAAUUAAACACGUUCUGUGUAAAAAUCGUUCACCAGAAUAUGCCAUUUUUAUUGCGAACUUGAUGGAAUCUUUUGACGCCUUUGAUGUGCACAUGUCGCUUAAAAUCCACAUGCUACACAGUCACUUUGACUUUUACGAGCAACAGCUUUCAACAGAAACCGACGAGGUAGGAGAGAGAUUUCACCAAUCCAUUAUGUGUGUUGAGGACUGA
Molecule: messenger RNA, 792 nt
Organism: Rhagoletis zephyria (snowberry fruit fly)
Lineage: Eukaryota; Metazoa; Arthropoda; Insecta; Diptera; Tephritidae
Source: RefSeq, a predicted model, not a curated record